Rhododendron vialii is the source of this 867-nucleotide messenger RNA. RefSeq lists its product as uncharacterized. Bases 40 to 597 code for a protein of 185 amino acids. The transcript has a single exon. The record is from RefSeq and is a predicted model, not a curated record. Lineage: Eukaryota; Viridiplantae; Streptophyta; Magnoliopsida; Ericales; Ericaceae.
CCCCUUCUUCAUAGCUUAUCCAUCUACUAUAUAAAGGACAUGUUCCAAGUAACAACCACUUAUUCGAAAACACCGCAAUACAAAGUCAUGGCUAGAACAAUGUUCUCCCUGUCUUUUCUAGUGAUUCUAACACUCCUAACAGGAAACCAAGCAGUCGAAUACACCGUGACCAACAACGCCGCAACCACCCCUGGAGGAAUGAAGUUCGCGAACCAAAUCGGGAUCGAGUACAGCAAACAAACGAUGUCCUCCGCCACGGAGUUCAUAUGGAAGACAUUCCGGCAGGCCUCGAAUGCCGACAGGAAGAAUGUAGAUAAAGUGAGCUUGUCCAUCGACUCCAUGGACGGUGUAGCAUACGCCGCCAACAACGGGAUCCACUUCAGCGCGAACUACAUACAACAGCACAAAGACAACGUCAAGACAGAGUUCCCCGGAGUUAUGUACCACGAGAUGACGCACGUGUGGCAGGGGAACGGGAACGGGCAGACCCCGGGAGGAUUGAUCGAAGGCAUUGCAGAUUUCGUAAGGUUGAAGGCGGGCUAUGCACCAAGUCACUGGGUGAAACCCGGGCAGGGUGACCGAUGGGACCAUGGUUAGGAUGUCACGGCCCAUUUUCUGGAUUAUCGUGAGGGUCUCAGAAGUGGGUUUGUGGCGGAGCUGAACAAGAAGAUGAGGACUGGGUACAGUGGAAACUACUUUGUUGAGUUGUUGGGAAAAACGGUUGAUCAGCUCUGGAGUGACUACAAGGCCAAGUACCAGACCAAUUAGACAUGUCUAAUUCAUAAUGGAUGCUGGUUUUCCAUUCUCUGCGAUAAAUGAUUAGCUAUUCUUAAAUAAGAGAAACCAUCAUCCAAUUACCCUCCGAAA